AUGAUUAAAUUAGUUGCUAGUAAAUCCAGAGUAGCACCGAUUAAAAGCUUGACGAUUCCCAGGCUAGAAUUGAACGCCGCAGUCUUGUUAUCAAAACUUAUGAAAAAAGUGAUGGCAGCAAUCAAAACGACAAAGACUAGUGUCUACUAUUGGUCGGAUUCUACUACUGUGCUUGCGUGGCUCCAGAAACAACCAAUAGAUUUAAAACAGUUCGUCCAAAGCAUAGUAGCGACGAUUCAAGAAAAUACAAGUACUAAACAGUGGCAUCAUGUAUCCUCAGAGCAAAAUCCAGCUGACAUCUUAUCUCGAGGUAUAGAUCCCUAG
Argiope bruennichi is the source of this 324-nucleotide messenger RNA. RefSeq lists its product as uncharacterized. The transcript has a single exon. NCBI's taxonomy places the organism in Eukaryota, Metazoa, Arthropoda, Arachnida, Araneae, Araneidae. The coding region runs from base 1 to 324 and encodes 107 amino acids. The record is from RefSeq and is a predicted model, not a curated record.